Tarenaya hassleriana is the source of this 1330-nucleotide messenger RNA. RefSeq names its product probable inactive shikimate kinase like 1, chloroplastic. The coding region runs from base 95 to 925 and encodes 276 amino acids. The transcript has 11 exons. The record is from RefSeq and is a predicted model, not a curated record. Gene Ontology annotation, cellular component: chloroplast. NCBI's taxonomy places the organism in Eukaryota, Viridiplantae, Streptophyta, Magnoliopsida, Brassicales, Cleomaceae.
AAAAACACGUGGCGAAUAUCUAGGGAGGGGAGACAGGCUAAGGUCCUGAGGAAGGAGAUAGAGACGAGUUCGACUGGUCCGUACAUCGCCGUCUAUGGAGAUCUUCGCCGCUGCUUCUGUAACUUCGCCUAGAUUCCUCCGUUUUCCUCUUCCUUCGCCUCAAUCUCAUCUUCCGGCUGCUGUUCACCCCCCGUCGCCGUCGCCGCUGUUUAGACUUUGUUCUUGCCGCAAGCAUAUCGCUCCGUCUCGCUGUCUUUCCGACCAGUCUGCGUUUUCCGGGACCAAGGUUGCUGAUCCAGCUCCCUCACUUGUUGUGAAGAGGAAAGCUAUUGACAUUGCCCCUGAACUGAAAGGAACUUCUAUAUUUCUGAUUGGGAUUAACAACCACAUUAAGACCAACUUAGGGAAGCUUUUGGCAGAGGCAUUACGAUAUUACUACUUUGACAGCGAUAACUUGGUUGCAGAAGCAGCUGGUGGCGAAACAACUGCUAGAGCUUACAAGGAAGCUGACAAGAAGGGGUUUCAAGAGUCUGAGACUGAAGUGCUGAAGCAGCUAUCAUCAAUGGGUCGACUUGUGGUUUGUGCAGGAGAUGGAGCAGUCCAGAGCUCAACAAAUCUUGCGCUUAUAAGACAUGGGAUCUCCAUAUGGAUUGAUGUUCCUCUGGAUAUAGCGGCAAGAGGAGCUUCAUCCAGUGCAGAGCCUUCCCCUGAGGUAUUUGAUGAACUACGAGCUGCAUAUGAGAAAUCAAGAAAUGGGUACUCAACAGCAGAUGCAACCAUUUCCCUUCAGAAAGUAGCGACUCAGCUGGGGUGUGAAGACUUGGAAGCAGUAUCCAUGGAAGACAUUGCACUGGAGGUUCUGAAAGAGAUAGAGAAGCUGACCAGAGUGAAGAAAAUGAUGCAAGAAGCUGCUCGACCUUUCUAAGGAACCUGUUGCUGUUGGGACUUCCGUCUGGAAGUGACUUUGGGUUUGUAGGAUCAUUCGUUUGUCCUUUAUCACGUGAGCCCGUUGGAAGUCACGUGAUGGCAUUCAUCUCCCAAGUGGGCGUGAGGGUUGAGCUUUAUUUACGGAUUUGGGCCCUCUUCUUCAAGGAUAAGACCUGAAAAGCUCUAUCCCUACCUCUUCUUUCUCCUGUUUUUCUUCUUCUAUUUUUCUCAUUAUAUAUAUAUAUAUAUAUAUAUGCGUGUGCGUAUAUAGUAAAUGAAAAAUAUGAGUUUGGAUGAUUAACUCAUUGAUAUGGGUCCUACUUGAGUGAAACUCAUAUUUUACUGCCCAAUUAGUUAUUAUUCCAUAUAAUCAUGAGUUAUAUAUAAUCUCUCUUUGUUUUAA